Messenger RNA from Xylona heveae TC161, 2809 nucleotides. RefSeq lists its product as hypothetical. The record is from RefSeq and is a predicted model, not a curated record. NCBI's taxonomy places the organism in Eukaryota, Fungi, Ascomycota, Xylonomycetes, Xylonales, Xylonaceae. The transcript has 3 exons. The coding region runs from base 174 to 2729 and encodes 851 amino acids.
CCAACAAACAAUUCGCUUUUACUCGCGAACUUUUCUCUGUACAAUCAUUGCCUGUGACGCAAAGUUUAGCACUCAGGCAGAGGCUUCUCUCAAGUCAAGCGUUUGAUAUUUUUGUAUUAUUCAUGCAUUAGCAUAUUCACGUUCGUUGGGUUUUUGAGCCGACUGUCGCAAUCAUGCGAGAUCUUCGUCUGUCCAUUCACAUACUUCCGGAGCAGAGCGAGCGACGUGUGGGCAAUACCGAUGGUGUCAUAAAAUUUCUAGAGCCUCGGUGUCCAGCGGAAUUACCUCUCGAGGACCUCUGGAAAAGGAUUUGCGAUAGACACGAUAGGCUCUAUAGCGCCAGACCGCCGCUUAAUAUUAAAAAGCUUCAGGACAGCCAUGAAAAUGACCUCGAAGUUAAAACUCUUACUGUGGGCGACGUCUUCGAUGACAGGGACAUUGUUCGAGUUGUCCAAGGCCCUUCGCGAGGUUCAGUCGCGCCGGAGUCUGGUCUUCGCCCGCGUUUCCUCGCUCGUCCUAUCGCUGGUGUAAAACGGGCUCACCAAGAAUAUCUGUCACGUCCUCAGAGCAGUCUGAGACAGGUAGAAGUCAUCGACGAAGACGAACGAGAAUCACCUCCGCACCAACUGAGUAAACGACAACGCCUUGGCCCCCGGCAAUCAGAUAACGUUUCAGAAGAGAUUGAGCGAGAAAUCCAUCCUGAUACACCCGUUCGUUCAAGAGAGGAAGAUUCCGAAAUAGGCUUGGCUGCCACAAAUUGGCAGGAACAAGAUGCUCAUUCGCCGAUGCAUAUCAUCGAAGAUUCUCAACGGCCGCGCCUGAACGGAUACGGUACAAAGUCCGAAUCGCCAGACGACAGAAGUCUCCUACAUAGCGUACCUCCAUCCGUGCCCAACUCGGUCAGGGGAACGCCCGUUGCGCGCGGCGCUUACGAUGAUGCAAAGAAUAAGGCUCUUCAAGAUGCAUUAAGAGCCCGAGAAAGGCUUGCGGCAAAGAGUGGACAGUAUUCCUCACCGGUAUCAGCUCAGCUCAUCGAAAAUCGAAGACGUUCAUCCAAUGCUGGUUCCGGGACCCCUUUUGCCAGAUCUCUACGCUCUGGUGCAAACCGUGCUGAGCCAGUUGCAACUCCAUCCGCAAACCAAUCACAUCAGCCAAGGAAAUCUUCUUCCAACGCAGUUGCUACGACGACAGCCCGCCGAGCGUCUCGAAAUACAGAGUCUCCGGCCUUGAUGCGAGGCCAAAGAGCCUUUUCACGUCGUGACUCAACAGCCGUGUCUCCUCGAUUAUCCAUUUCCAAUGGCCGAAAAGGCAGCCUUCGGCCAAACUUUGAGCCAGUGGAAGACCUGGCAAUUUCUUCAGAGGAGGAUUCCUCCGACGAGGAAUCAGCACCCCGUUCAAGAAUGCCCACUCCAAGUACGAACAAAGCCUCGCAACCGCAAAGAUCUCCAACCGCCGAGAAUGCAGCUUCUGCACGCAAAGCAUCUGCGCCGAUUGCCAGUUCAGUAGCGGCAUCGCCAUCGCCGCAAGCGAUAAAUCUUGUUUCACGCAGAUCUCUCUCGAACGGCAACCAUGGUCACUCACUCACUUCAGUUCGAAACUCUGCAUCACCUUCACCCUCGGCCCGGCUGGCGGAGCCAGAAUCCCGGCGAUCACCAUCUAAUGAAGACCGUAGUAGGUCUGAAUCCUCUGCCGAAAAUCCACCAGCAAACAGAUCCCCUUCUCUUGGAAGAGUGAACGCUGAGCCGGUACAUGUCCAAUCGUAUGAGAACGACGAAGGCGGACAAUCGCCAAUGUCAAUCCGGGAAACAUCGCCCUCCACUCGCGACGCAGCCCGUUCCAGCCGAUCUCCCGCCCGAUUUGUUUCACGAACGCCGUCGACAGAUUCAGAGAUGGACGAAGUGACGCCUCCUCGCUAUCUCUCUGAGACAAGGCCUCGGAAUCCUCAAUUCCACCGCGAAAGCAGCCAAGCUAGCCCGUCGCCCAGACAAAGAAACGCCUCGCCAUCAAGUGAGGAGAGCAGCGAGGACGAAAUCCCUUGGAAACGACCUUCUCCAUCAUCCAGCCCUUCAGUCGAGCCUCAGCCUCAGCCUCAGCCCCGUCAGGAAUCAUCUCCAACGCCCCCUCGUGCCACGAAAACGUCUUUCCAAGGUCAAGGUCAAGGUCAAAGUCAAAGUCAAGCCCACUCCCAACCGUCUCAGUCCCGUCCUCCUUCGCCUUCCAAAGUACGCCCCGAGCUGCCCAAAUACCCAAGCUUAAGCGCCUUGAAGCUCCACAAGCCCCGCUACGAGCCCAAGGACGUCGCAAUGGGCUUGUGGCCCAGCUCUCAACCCCAGCCUGUCUCGUCGCGCUUCGCUGGCUCUCAAACCUCCCUGCCUCGCUCUCAGUCAGAAUCUCGACUGCAGAUCAGUGGUGCAAGGAGUGCAGGAAAGCCAGGCAUAAACGGCGUCAUCGGCGCCAAGGACAAACAUCACGUUGACAACCGUCGUAAUGGUAACGCGGACCAGGACGACGAUGACGAGGAUGAUGAUGACGACGACGAAAGCAGCAAUUCCUCUUCUUCUGAUGAUGAUAGUGAAGAGUCCGAUAGCAGCAAUGAUGACGACCAACCCGGACAAAACGGUUCGCAGAAACUCGCCGGCCGGCAGGCCGGUGAUGAAGACGCCAAGAAGAAUAAAGCCCGAAGCAGAUAUUCCGAACUAAUGAAGUUCAAAGCCUUGCGCGGUGCUUAGAGCUAAGCAUUUGGCCACUCAAUUUCCUUGCUGCCAAGUUUCUCUUCUUCCCGCACUUUUCUCUCACCCUCCUCCCCUUU